Messenger RNA from Geosmithia morbida, 1752 nucleotides. Its product is annotated as Multicopper oxidase with three cupredoxin domains. NCBI's taxonomy places the organism in Eukaryota, Fungi, Ascomycota, Sordariomycetes, Hypocreales, Bionectriaceae. The record is from RefSeq and is a predicted model, not a curated record. Gene Ontology annotation, molecular function: copper ion binding; oxidoreductase activity. The annotation marks the transcript as partial. The transcript is spliced from 2 exons.
GUAACAUACGCUGCGAGAGGAGAACAAAGACUGUUGUAUAAGCUAACCGUUGAUCAAAAUCACAGGAGGUCCGACUGGGGAACUCUCCGCGCUCCCACCCUGCCCAGCUUCCUCAGAAACAACCCUCUCCCCAAUGGAUUCCCGUGGAGCAACCGCGACAGCAGGGACAACUACUACACCGACCCUCCCCACACGGGCGUCAUACGAUCCUACGACUUCACCAUUGGCCAGGGAAAGAUCUCCCCGGACGGCUACGAGCGUGACGUCCUCCUGGUAAACGGACAGUUUCCCGGCCCGCUCAUCGAGGCCAACUGGGGUGACACGAUCCAGGUGACGGUGCACAACAACCUGACCGACCCCGUCGAGGGGACCGCUCUUCACUGGCACGGGCUGCUGCAGAAGGGUACCCCCUGGGAGGACGGCGUGCCUGCCGUCACGCAGUGUCCUAUCGCGCCCGGCAAGAGCUUCACGUAUCAGUUCCUCGCCGACCUAUACGGGACGUCCUGGUACCACUCGCACUACUCCGCCCAGUACGCCGGUGGCCUCUCGGGGCCGAUGGUGAUCCACGGCCCCAAGAGCCGCGCCUACGACAUCGACGUCGGCCCUGUCAUGCUCUCGGACUGGUACCACGACACGUACAUGAACUUGGUGGAGCAGUCGAUGGCGCCCAACGCGUUACCGCUGUUGUCGGACAACAACCUGAUCAAUGGCAAGAUGAACUUUGACUGCUCAACGCUGCCGGAGACGGACAAGACCCCCUGCGUCAACAACGCCGGCGUGUCCAAGUUCAAGUUCCAGCGGGGCAAGACGCACCUCCUCCGGCUGAUCAACGUCGGCGCCGAGGCCUUGCAGCGCUUCUCCAUCGACGGCCACAACAUGACGGUCGUGGCCAACGACUACGUCCAGGUCCAGCCCUACACCACCGACAUCGUCACCCUGGGCGUGGGACAGCGUACCGACGUGCUCGUCAAGGCCGACGGCGACCUCGACGCCUACUGGAUGCGCAGCAGCAUCUCCACCAUCUGCUCCCUGACCAACCAGCCCGACGCCCUGGCCGCCAUAUACUACGACGACGCCGACCAGUCCGAGGACCCCCAGUCCCAGCCAGAGGGCGACCUCACCGACCCGGGCAACUGCGCCAACGACGACCUCGAGCGCACCAGGCCCGUCAUGCAGCUCCGCGUCCCCCAGCCCGACCUCACCUUCAACAUGUCCAUCGGGAACUUCCAGAACGAGACCGGUACCACCCUCUGGACCCUCGAUGACGUCUCCUAUCGCGGCAACUACAACAGUCCCACCCUACUCCUGGCCACCCUGAACAACCACACCUUCGAGGAUCAGUGGAACGUCAAGAAUACCAAGUCGGCCAAGAGUGUACGGGUCAUCGUCCAGAACGGGGCAGUCGCUCACCCGAUGCACCUCCACGGCUUCAACAUGUACAUCCUCUCCGAGGGCGACGGAGAAUGGGACGGCACAAUUGUCCAUCCGGAGAACCCUCAGCGCCGCGACGUCAUCCAGCUUCGUCCCAACGGCCAUCUAGUCAUGCAGUUCGACGCAGCCCAGAACCCAGGCAUGUGGGCUUUCCACUGCCACAUCGCCUGGCACGUCGGAGCCGGUCUAUACGCCCAAUUCCUCACAGCUCCCGACAAGCUGGCCAAGAUGAAGCCCCCCAGUGUUGUGGCUGAAACCUGUCGCCAGUGGGCUGAGUGGACGCAUACGAAUAUUCCGCCACAGAUUGACAGUGGACUCUGA